AUGACAGGAUGUCUAUCCGUAAAUUACAAUGUGCAUUACAAAGUGCACACAUAUGGCAACCUUCUCAUGUCAUUGACCAACCAGAGAAAUCAAAAGGCAAAGAGAGAAGAAACGUGGUGUAGGAGAGUCAACUAUUCAACAGCACCAAGGAAUCGCUCCUUAAUUACCCGAAGAAGUCAACCGAUGGAUUAA
Triticum turgidum subsp. durum (durum wheat) is the source of this 192-nucleotide messenger RNA. Lineage: Eukaryota; Viridiplantae; Streptophyta; Magnoliopsida; Poales; Poaceae. The record is from the annotation of a GenBank genome assembly.